Molecule: messenger RNA, 501 nt
Organism: Lachancea fermentati
Lineage: Eukaryota; Fungi; Ascomycota; Saccharomycetes; Saccharomycetales; Saccharomycetaceae
Source: the annotation of a GenBank genome assembly
AUGGAUCCCUACAGUUUAAAGCGUGAUAACCGCAAGAAAUUCUUCGACAAGGAAAAGCUAAAGCGGAAGCAUGCAACUCCCAGCGACAGGAAGUACAGGGUGCUAAAUAAGGCUGAAAACCCGCAAGAGGAGGAACUCAAGCCUGAACUGCAGCCAAAUGAUUACAGGUACCAUGAAGAUAUCACAAUGGCUCACGCAACUGAAGACUUCAGCACGCAAGAGGUUAACCGCAAGCUCAAACAGAUUUUAAAAGAUAGAAAGGAUAGUAUCGGUGAGCCUAAAGAGGAACCUAUAACGAAAAGGAAUCUUGAAUCGAUGGACGUUGAUAAGCUAAAUUCUCUGCUGGGAAGAGCUGCCCCACAAAAGAGACAGGUAACUCAACCGGACGAAAAACACAAUGAAAGGCUAGAGAUUAAGGACAACACAGCAAAACCUAUCGUGCAGUCUCAUGUUCCUGAGGACUUAGAAGACGAUCAAGAUUUUUUAGAUGGCAUUCUUUGA